AUGGCCCUUGAGGGGGAAAAUGGACCAGUGGCUCCUCAUGAGCAGAAUCCCAGCCCAACACCUAACGUGGAGCCAAAUAAGGGUGAAAAAAAGAUAUCGAAGAAGCAGCAAAAGAAGAUAGAUCUAGAGGAACUGAAGAAGGAGUUGGUCAUGAACGACCACAAAUUAACCUUGGAACAGCUGAGCACCAAGUAUUCCGUGGACCUGACAAAGGGCCUUAGCUCCGAAGAGGCACAGAAAAUCCUGGCUCGAAAUGGACCCAAUACACUUACCCCACCCCCCACCACGCCAGAAUGGGUCAAAUUCUGUAAACAAAUGUUUGGUGGCUUCUCCAUCCUCCUGUGGAUUGGCGCCAUUCUCUGCUUCCUGGCCUACGGCAUCCAGUUAUAUUUUCAUGAGCAAGCUACGAGAGAUAACCUGUACCUGGGCAUUGUGUUAGCUGUUGUGGUCUUCAUCACUGGCUGCUUCUCCUACUUCCAGGAGGCCAAGAGUUCCAGGAUCAUGGAGUCUUUUAAGAACUUGGUGCCUCAGCAAGCUCUAGUAAUUCGAGAUGGAGAGAAGAUGCAGAUCAAUGUAGAAAAUGUGGUGGUGGGAGACCUGGUAGAAGUGAAGGGUGGCGACCGAAUCCCCGCGGACAUCCGGCUCAUCUCCGCACAGGGAUGUAAGGUGGACAACUCAUCCUUGACGGGAGAGUCCAACCCCCAAACCCGCUCCCCUGACUUCACCCACGAGAAUCCUCUGGAGACCAGGAACAUGUGCUUCUUCUCCACCAACUGUGUGGAAGGCACAGCCCGGGGCAUCGUGGUUUCCACAGGAGACUCCACAAUGAUGGGCCGCAUUGCCACCCUGGCCUCCAGCCUGAGAGUUGGCAAGACCCCCAUUGCUGUAGAGAUUGAAUACUUUAUUCAGAUGAUCACCUCACUGGCCGUCUUCCUUGGUAUCGUUUUCUUCACGCUCUCCAUUUUCUUGGGCUACGGCUGGCUGGAGGCUGUCAUUUUCCUUAUUGGCAUCAUUGUGGCCAAUGUCCCUGAGGGGCUGCUGGCCACUGUCACUGUGUGUCUGACCCUGACAGCCCAGCGCAUGGCGAAGAAGAACUGCCUGGUGAAGAACCUGGAGGCGGUGGAGACGCUGGGCUCCACCUCCACCAUCUGCUCUGACAAGACGGGCACCCUCACCCAGAACCGUAUGACCGUCGCCCACUUGUGGUUCGAUAAGACCAUCUAUGAGUCCGACACGAGUGAAGAACGCCUUGCGCAUACAUUUGACAAGAGCUCCGAUACCUGGCCUAUCCUGGCCCGAAUCGCUGGCCUCUGCAACCGGGCUGAGUUUAAGGCUAAUCAGGAGGACAUUCCGAUAGCUAAGCGGACAACAGCAGGGGACGCUUCUGAGUCAGCCCUCCUCAAGUUCAUCGAGCAGUCCUACUGCUCCGUGAAGGAGAUGAGAGAGAGAAGCCCCAAGGUGGCAGAGAUCCCCUUUAAUUCUACCAACAAGUAUCAGAUGUCCAUCCACCUUCGGGAAGACAGUUCCCAGGCCCAUGUGCUGCUGAUGAAGGGGGCUCCUGAGAAGAUCUUGGAGUUUUGCUCUAGUUACGUUCUGAAUGGGCAGGAGUACCCACUGGACAGUGACAUGAAAGAAGCCUUCCAAAGUGCCUACAUGGAACUGGGAGGUCUGGGGGAACGCGUGCUAGGGUUCUGCUACUUGAACCUGCCUAACACUUUCUCCAAGGGAUUCAAGUUUAACACAGAUGAAAUCAACUUCCCCAUGUCCAACCUUUGCUUCGUGGGGCUGAUAGCCAUGAUCGACCCUCCCCGCGCGGCAGUGCCCGAUGCAGUGAGCAAGUGUCGCAGCGCAGGGAUCAAGGUGAUUAUGGUGACAGGGGAUCAUCCCAUCACAGCCAAGGCCAUUGCCAAGGGUGUGGGCAUCAUCUCAGAAGGUAAUGAGACCGAAGAGGACAUUGCUGCCCGGCUCAAGAUCCCUGUCGACCAGGUCAAUAGCAGGGAUGCCAAAGCCAUUGUGAUACAUGGCUCAAAACUAAAGGAUCUGAACUCAGAACAGCUUGACAAUAUCCUCCAAAACCACACGGAGAUUGUGUUCGCUCGGACCUCCCCGCAGCAGAAGCUCAUCAUUGUAGAGGGAUGUCAGAGGCUGGGGGCCAUCGUGGCGGUGACGGGCGACGGGGUGAACGACUCCCCGGCGCUGAAGAAGGCGGACAUCGGCAUCGCCAUGGGCAUCGCUGGCUCCGACGUCUCUAAGCAGGCAGCUGACAUGAUCCUGCUGGACGACAACUUCGCCUCCAUCGUCACGGGCGUGGAGGAGGGCCGCCUGAUCUUUGACAACCUGAAGAAAUCCAUCGCGUACACCCUGACCAGCAACAUCCCCGAGAUCACGCCCUUCCUGUUCUUCAUCAUCCUCAGCAUCCCCCUGCCUCUAGGCACCAUCACCAUCCUCUGCAUCGACCUGGGCACUGACAUGGUCCCUGCUAUCUCUCUGGCUUAUGAGACAGCUGAGAGUGACAUCAUGAAGCGGGCUCCACGGAAUCCAAAGACUGAGAAACUGGUGAACGACCGUCUCAUCGGCAUGGCCUAUGGACAAAUUGGGAUGAUUCAGGCUGUGGCUGGAUUCUUUACGUACUUUGUGAUUCUGGCUGAAAAUGGUUUUAAGCCUAUUGAUCUGCUGGGCAUCCGCAUCAACUGGGAAAAUCGAUACUUCAAUGAUCUGGAGGACAGCUAUGGACAGCAGUGGACCUACGAGCAGCGGAAGGUGGUGGAGUUCACCUGCCAGACGGCCUUCUUUGUCAGCAUCGUCAUCGUGCAGUGGGCCGACCUCAUCAUCUGCAAGACCCGCCGCCUCUCAGUCUUCCAGCAGGGCAUGAAAAACAAGAUCCUAUUGUUUGGCAUCCUGGAGGAGACAUUCCUGGCUGCCUUUCUGUCCUAUACUCCAGGCAUGGACGUGGCCCUGCGAAUGUACCCCCUCAAGGUACUCUGGUGGUUCUGUGCCACUCCCUACAGCCUUCUGAUCUUCGUCUAUGACGAAAUGAGGAAACUCACCAUUCGUACUCAUCCUGGAGGCUGGGUGGAAAGGGAGACCUACUACUAAACUCAGAAGAGGA
Molecule: messenger RNA, 3109 nt
Organism: Myotis davidii
Lineage: Eukaryota; Metazoa; Chordata; Mammalia; Chiroptera; Vespertilionidae
Gene: ATP1A4
Product: ATPase, Na+/K+ transporting, alpha 4 polypeptide
Exons: 22
Coding region: 1-3096 (1031 amino acids)
Biological process (GO): sodium ion export across plasma membrane; intracellular sodium ion homeostasis; potassium ion import across plasma membrane
Cellular component (GO): membrane
Molecular function (GO): P-type sodium:potassium-exchanging transporter activity; ATP binding; ATP hydrolysis activity
Source: RefSeq, a predicted model, not a curated record